CCCCAUGUGUGGUGUAUGCAUACAGGAGAAAAAUACUGUUUAAGAGAAUUUGGAUUAUAGAAGCUAGCUAGUUAACAACUUGGAUAAAUGCCAUUUCCCACUUCACUCUGCUAUAAAAGGUGUACUCGGUGUAUCUGAUAUAGUACAGAUAAAUGUUUCCAAAGCAAGUUUUAAUUUUCUAGACUGGACGUUUACCGAAACAGUUUCGGCUCUCUUGUCAAUUAAUUAUUCAAGACUUGUUUUGUCCUUUAAUGUGGAAUGAAAUGUUGAACAAAGAUCAUUGUUACAAAUCGAUACAGUCUCGAAUAAAAAUCAAUGCUCUAAACUUCAACGUGCAGAACCUAAUCAACAUUAGGUUUCCAAUCAUACGCUGUUCACGGCUGCAAUGAAGUGAGCGGCUACUUUAUGAAUGUCGAAAUUAAAACGACUAAAUACUUGAGGGAAACGCUGGUUUACGUUCUAACCAAUGUCGGACCAAAGGACGGCAUCUGCAUCUGGCACAGAUGUGAUCGCAAACGAAAAUUCUCAAGAAAAGAGGCGCACUUCAAGGGGAAGACGGUCGUCCAACCCGGACGGCGUGGAUGGGGACAAAAGUACCAAUCGAAGACGAAGAACAUCAAGACCAAGAGAAAGUGCAAAGCCGGGAGAUCCUAAAAACUCGGACAAAAAUCCAGACGACAAGGCAGCAGCUGAUGGAGAACCAAACAACAAUGUUGUAGACGCUAAGGAUGAGAAGAAGAAAGGGGGUGGGCUUGCAGUCUGUGUUAAGAUUCUCAAGUUGUCUUUUUCUUACGUUGGUCUUUUUCUUAUCGUGGUAGCUUAUAGUAUCGCAGGAGGGUUCGUGUUCCAGCUGCUAGAAGAACCCAAUGAAGUUUCUGAGUGUGAAGAAUACAGGGCGGCAUAUAUUGAAGCAGAAACUAACACUGUGGACCUUGUCUACGACCUUGCUUUAUUAAAAGACACGGAAACCCAAGAUUACGUCAUUGAAAAAUUCAGAGAAAAAUUGAAAUCUUUUGGUGAUGCUUCAGUUAAUACGGGAUACUCAUGGGGGACGAAUUGUACAUUGAUUGGAAAACCAGACGAAGGAGGGGACGUCAGCGUGUGGAAUUUUGCUAAUUCUUUCCUGUUUGCUUUGACCAUCGUGACCACAAUAGGCUAUGGCCACAUUGCCCCUCACACCAACUGGGGGAAGAUCGUCUGCAUGGCCUACUCGCUGCUGGGAGUCCCUCUGAUGCUGAUGAAUCUGACCAACAUCGGGGACGUCAUGGCAGACAUAUUCCGCUACGUCUAUGCCAAAGUUUGCUGCUGUGGCUGUUGCAAAGGCUGCUGUAAAAAGAAUAAGGUUCGCGCCAUCAAACCCGCACCAAACGCGGCGUUUCAGUUAGACUCCAAAGGAAAACCAAUGCCAGUGGUAAUCGUCGCAGACGACAGUGAUGAUGAUGACGAAGAAGAAGAGUUCGAUAUCGAAUCCGUUACUGUCCCCCUGAGUAUUACUUUACUCACUGUUACCCUGUGGCUCGUAUGUGGAGCGGUGAUCUUUGGCGUUUGGUACGAUUGGACAUUUGUGGAAGGAUUAUAUUUCUGUUUCAUCACCCUUACUACAAUAGGCUUCGGUGACUACGUCCCCAGUGUGAAUGACUUAAGCACGGACGAGAGCCGGCUUCGUAUGUGUAUAGCAUGGAUGUAUAUUAUCUUUGGACUGGCCCUAGUACCCAUGGGAAUCACUGUGAUGCAGGAAGAGAUCGUGAACAAAGUGACCUGGCUUACUUCUAAAUGUGGUUUUGGGGGCGACGACGAGGAAGAAGAUAAAAAAUAGGCCUAACGUGCAAGUGAAUCUCCAUGACGUGACGUUUACAGGUUGCUGAUAUAGGCCAACGAACUCCUCAGUCUUUAACUACAUGUGUGUGUGUGAAUUACCGAACUGUACUCAUCGACUGCUUCUGACCUAUCUAUCGAUUUCCAAAGCCCUUGCGAUAAAUAGAAAACGAUAUUAUUCAAUCCGAGUAUACAGAAAAAAAUCGAUGGUUAAGCAAUCGUUUCAGUUCAUAUAUACACGUGUUUCAUUUUAUUUUCGAUUUAAUUACUUUCUAUAUUCAGCCAUUAAAACUUUUUGUGUCAGUGUCUGAACAAAAUUACUAGCCUGAGCGUUUCAUUCGUAACAUAAAGUGGAGAAAAGAGAUCAACAAAAUAAUCAGUGCUGGCGAAGCAUUGCGAUAGAGGAGUCGAGAAAAGGGAAUUACGUUGUAUCUCCUUGCAGUAUGCUUAUGUUUAGGUGAAGCAAGAAUAAAGAUUCUUCAUGAUAUUUA
Molecule: messenger RNA, 2306 nt
Organism: Lingula anatina
Lineage: Eukaryota; Metazoa; Brachiopoda; Lingulata; Lingulida; Lingulidae
Product: potassium channel subfamily K member 16
Biological process (GO): potassium ion transmembrane transport; stabilization of membrane potential
Cellular component (GO): plasma membrane
Molecular function (GO): potassium ion leak channel activity; outward rectifier potassium channel activity
Source: RefSeq, a predicted model, not a curated record